Messenger RNA from Cinara cedri, 673 nucleotides. The record is from the annotation of a GenBank genome assembly. NCBI's taxonomy places the organism in Eukaryota, Metazoa, Arthropoda, Insecta, Hemiptera, Aphididae.
AUGGAAAAAAUAUACAACAAUAAGGAUGAGCGAAAAGAACCAAUAGACAAAAUAUGGGAAAAUAUAAAAAGCGCUGUAAUAAACGCCUCAAGAACCACACUAAGUGUAAAAAGAAAAAUACCUAGUCAGGAAUGGAUCACCCCAAAUAUCUUAGACCUAAUUGAGGAAAGACGAAAAUACAAACACCAGACUGACAUAGAAGGACAACUAAAAUACCGAAGUAUAAGAAACCGUAUAAACAGAGAAUCAAAAAAAGCAAAAGAAGAAUGGCUAGAGCAACAAUGUGCUGAAAUAAACCAUCUUUUUAGAACAAGUAGGCUAGAUCAAGCCUAUGGAACCAUUAAAAGUUUCCUCAAAACAAAUAAAACUCGCAAUAAUAAUAUUAAAGACAAGAAUGGUAAAUUUCUUUUGGAUACANUCUUAUGGUGCACCGCUACUAAGAAGUGGUAUUAAUGCCAGUCUUAGGGACAUGAUGGGACACGUUUUACGUCAUGACGAUGAAUUGCAUCAUACUAUAAUAGAAGGUGCAAUUGAAGGACGGAAACCACCAGGAAGACCAAGAAACUCGUAUAUAUCUCAACUGAAAAAUGACGUAGGGUUUGAUACUUACGCCGGAUUAAAACGACUUGCUGAAGAUCGUGAUACGUGGAGAGCAAAGUUAAAAACGUUGUAA